This is a messenger RNA of Arabidopsis arenosa, 996 nucleotides long. The record is from the annotation of a GenBank genome assembly. NCBI's taxonomy places the organism in Eukaryota, Viridiplantae, Streptophyta, Magnoliopsida, Brassicales, Brassicaceae.
AAUCUAAAGCUCCUCCCAUAAGUCCUCUCUCCACACUUCACCCAAAGAUCCAGAACCCUGUAAUUCGAAACCUCCAAGAAACUCAAGCGCCAUGUCGCUCACGAUCCCGACGAAUCUCGUUCUCAACCCGAGAUCUAACAAAUCUCUCACUCAAUCCGUACCUAAAUCCUCCGCAAGAUUCGUCUGCUCCGAUGACAAAUCCUCCUCCACACCACAAUCCAUGAAAGCUUUCUCCGCCGCCGUCGCUCUCUCUUCCAUCCUCCUCUCUGCUCCAAUGCCAGCUGUCGCUGAUAUCUCAGGUUUGACUCCUUGCAAGGACUCAAAACAGUUCGCUAAGAGAGAAAAGCAACAGAUCAAGAAGCUUGAAUCAUCUCUUAAGCUUUACGCUCCUGAGAGUGCUCCUGCUCUUGCUCUUAAUGCUCAGAUCGAGAAAACCAAACGCAGGUUCGACAACUACGGGAAGUACGGCUUGCUAUGCGGGUCAGACGGUUUACCGCACUUGAUUGUGAAUGGAGACCAGCGGCAUUGGGGAGAGUUCAUUACUCCAGGGAUUCUUUUCCUCUACAUUGCAGGAUGGAUCGGGUGGGUUGGAAGAAGCUACUUAAUAGCUAUUAGUGGUGAGAAGAAACCCGCGAUGAAAGAGAUCAUCAUCGAUGUUCCUUUGGCUAGUCGGAUUAUCUUCCGUGGUUUCAUUUGGCCCGUUGCUGCCUACAGAGAGUUUCUCAAUGGUGAUCUCAUUGCUAAGGAUGUUUAAAAAACUUGCUUUAUGCUUUUGUUACUCUCUCUAAUCUCUUUGUUUUCCAUUGUACCUAUUGAAUUGUCGAAAACCUUUUAAAAUUUGGAUUGCGGAAGUAGAAAGACUCAUGGCUAAAAAGGUGAUUGUAAUCAUUUCGCGGUGUAGCGAUUGCUCUGUGAAGCCUCAAUUGCUUAAAGGGAAUUUCAUGAUAUAACGCAGAGUCUUAUGUUUAAGAGCAUAACUAAAUUUAAUUAGUGAUA